GCCAUCUUCCCAAAACAAACGAAGCCAACAAUACAGCCAGACUACGAUCUUUACGCACGAUCACGCGCUUUGCGAACACAAUGGAGACGUGAUAUUUUUAGAAAGACGCUUACGAUAAACGCGAGAGGAUUUUUAUUUUAAUGUUAUUUUUUUUGAGUUUUUGCAUCGCAUUCAACAGUGUGCCGUGCUCUCCCCCAUCGCUCCAUCUUUCUUUAUCGGAGUACGGACCCGUUUCUUUUGAGUGAAACGCGCUGGAACGAUGCGUAAUUUGGCGUAGUUUCCAGACAAUAGCGACUUUUUUUGGGGGGGGGAUCAUUUCGAACGGUUUUUACGCACGGCUCGAAAAGAUGACACCUCCACCAUCAUGACCAGCUGAUUUCCCCCGGAUCCAAAGGAAGUUUUUGAGGGUUGUUUUUCGGCUCUUCUACGCCUUUGUACCCUAACCUCCGAAGCAGCAGGUGGGCUUAAGGGGUCGGUGGUUGCGAUCAUGGCCGGGAGGAGGCGAGUGUUCCCGGGGGCGAUGGCCAGAGUAGUCCCCCCACCACCCCGAGCAGCCGAACGUGCUUGACUCCACCUGUUUACCUACCCACAGCUACGUCAACUGAGCCAUAAAGCCACCCAAAAUGCCGAAAAACAGCAGGGACAGGUUCAACCCGGAUCCGUCCAUACAGAUUUCCAAAAUGAUAAUUCCGUUCUCCCCGGACGUGCCGUGCGACCAUCACGGGCAGCGGAUGUGGUGGGCUUUCCUCGCCUCGUCCAUGGUCACUUUCUUCGGGGGACUUUUUAUAAUCUUGCUCUGGAGAACGCUAAAAUACAUGUGGACCGUUUGCUGUCACUGUAAAGCCAAGAAAAAGGAGGUGCACCGGGUGACCACCGCAGAGGCGCUGAAGCGAGGAGAGAAGGAUGAUGCCGGGGCCAGUGAGGUGGGCUGGAUGACCUCUGUCAAAGACUGGGCCGGAGUCAUGAUCUCAGCCCAGACGCUCACCGGGAGAGUCCUGGUCGUCCUGGUUUUCCUCCUCAGCAUCGGAGCGCUGGUCAUUUACUUCAUCGAUUCCUCUGACCCCAUUGAGUCGUGCCACAUCUUCUACCAAGACUUCACUCUCCAGAUCGACAUGGCCUUCAACGUGUUUUUUCUGCUCUACUUCGGGCUCAGGUUCAUCGCGGCCAAUGACAAACUGUGGUUCUGGCUGGAGGUGAACUCGGUGGUGGACUUCUUCACGGUUCCUCCCGUCUUCGUGUCGGUGUAUCUGAACAGGAGCUGGCUCGGUUUGAGGUUCCUGAGGGCCUUAAGGUUGAUUCAGUUUUCAGAAAUUUUACAGUUUUUGAAUAUUCUCAAAACAAGUAACUCGAUAAAACUGGUGAACCUGUGCUCCAUCUUCAUAAGCACAUGGCUCACAGCAGCAGGGUUCAUACAUUUGGUGGAGAAUUCUGGGGACCCAUGGGAGAACUUUCAGAACUCGCAGGCCCUGUCGUACUGGGAGUGCGUGUACCUCCUGAUGGUCACCAUGUCGACGGUGGGGUACGGAGACGUGUACGCCAAGACCACGCUGGGGAGACUCUUCAUGGUCUUCUUCAUCCUCGGAGGACUGGCCAUGUUUGCCAGCUACGUCCCUGAAAUCAUAGAGUUAAUAGGAAAUCGAAAGAAAUACGGCGGCUCCUAUAGUGCCGUAAAUGGUCGAAAGCACAUCGUCGUCUGCGGCCACAUCACGCUGGAAAGUGUGUCCAACUUCCUCAAAGACUUCCUACACAAGGACAGGGAUGAUGUCAAUGUAGAAAUUGUUUUUCUCCAUAAUAUUUCCCCUAAUCUUGAGCUGGAAGCCUUGUUCAAACGUCACUUCACUCAAGUGGAGUUCUACCAGGGAUCCGUCCUCAACCCACACGACCUGGCGCGCGUCAAGAUUGAAUCGGCCGAUGCCUGUUUGAUUUUGGCGAAUAAAUACUGCGCUGACCCUGACGCAGAGGACGCCUCCAACAUCAUGAGAGUGAUCUCCAUAAAGAACUACCACCCCAAGAUCAGAAUCAUCACCCAGAUGCUCCAGUACCACAACAAGGCUCACCUGUUGAACAUCCCGAGCUGGAACUGGAAGGAGGGGGACGACGCCAUCUGCCUGGCUGAGCUGAAGCUGGGGUUCAUCGCUCAGAGCUGUUUGGCUCAGGGUCUGUCCACCAUGUUGGCCAACCUCUUCUCCAUGAGGUCCUUCAUCAAGAUCGAGGAGGACACGUGGCAGAAGUAUUACCUGGAGGGCGUGGCCAAUGAGAUGUACACGGAGUAUCUGUCCAGUGCCUUUGUGGGACUCUCCUUCCCCGUCAUCUGCGAACUGUGUUAUGUGAAGCUGAAGUUGCUGCUCAUCGCCAUCGAGUACAAAUCUGACCAGAGAGAGAGCAGCACUUUGAUCAACCCUGGGAACCAUGUGAAGAUGACGGAAGGGACUCUUGGUUUCUUCAUCGCCAGUGACGCCAAAGAAGUCAAAAGGGCCUUGUUCUACUGUAAAGCCUGUCACGACGACAUCACUGACCCCAAACGCAUCAAGAAAUGUGGAUGCAAGAAAACUAAGAUGGCCGCCUCCCCGACCGAGCGCCUGGCCUGUUGUUUUGGCGCAGGGUGCAUGUCUCUUAGUGACCGUAGUAGCUCGGACCUCCCGCUCUCCGCUGUGUCUGUUAGCUCGGCCCCUAAAAAUAGCUAUAACGGAUAUAUCAAAUCAAUUGAAGACGACCAACAGUCGGCUCUGUCGCCAAAGAAAAAGCAACGCAACGGAAACAUGAGGAACUCCCCGAACUCUUCACCCAAGAUCAUGAGACACGACCCUCUGCUGAUCCCCGGGAGCGAGCCCAUCGAGAGCAUGGACGAAAACGUCAAGAAGUACGACUCGACGGGAAUGUUCCACUGGGCUCCGUCGAAAGACAUCGAGAAGGUCAUUCUGACCCGUAGCGAGGCGGCGAUGACGGUCCUGAGCGGUCACGUGGUCGUUUGUAUUUUCGGAGACGCCAAGUCGGCUCUGAUCGGAGUCAGGAACUUCGUGAUGCCGCUGAGGGCGAGUAACUUCCACUACCACGAACUGAAGCACAUCGUGUUUGUGGGCUCCCUGGAGUACCUCAAGAGGGAGUGGGAGACGCUGCACAACUUCCCCAAGGUCUCCAUACUGCCUGGCACCCCUCUGAGUCGUGCGGACCUUCGUGCCGUGAACAUAAACCUGUGUGACAUGUGCGUGAUCCUGUCGGCCAAUCAGAACAACAUCGACGACGCGUCUCUCCAGGACAAAGAGUGCAUCCUGGCCUCGCUCAACAUCAAGUCCAUGCAGUUCGACGACAGCAUCGGGCUCCUGCAGGCCAACUCUCAAGGCUUCACUCCUCCUGGGAUGGACCGCUCCUCUCCAGAGAACAGUCCGGUCCACGGUUUAGUCCGACAGACUUCAGUCACAACAGGAGCCAAUAUCCCCAUUAUCACCGAACUAGCUCCUUUAUCAAAACAAGGCAAAAAGCUCCCUGUGAUUUCCUUCAGUCCGGAUAAGAGCAGCGGCACCAGCAUUCAAAUGAUAACCGAACUGGUGAACGACUCAAAUGUGCAGUUUCUGGACCAGGACGACGAUGACGACCCUGACACAGAGCUGUACCUCACUCAGCCCUUCGCCUGCGGGACGGCGUUCGCUGUCAGCGUCCUCGACUCGCUCAUGAGCGCCACUUACUUCAAUGACAACAUCCUGACUCUGAUCCGGACCCUGGUGACAGGAGGAGCCACCCCGGAGCUGGAGGGUCUGUUGGCUGAAGAGAACGCCCUGAGAGGAGGCUACAGCACCCCGCAGACCCUGGCCAACCGGGACAGGUGCAGAGUGGCACAGCUGGCCCUGUACGACGGGCCCUUCGCUGAUCUGGGGGACGGUGGUUGCUACGGCGACUUGUUUUGUAAAGCUCUAAAGACGUACAACAUGCUCUGCUUCGGGAUCUACCGACUCCGAGACGCACACCUCAACACACAGAGCCAGUGUACCAAACGGUACGUGAUCACAAACCCUCCGUACUCGUUUGAGCUGGUUCCGUCGGACCUGAUCUUCUGCCUGAUGCAGUUCGACCAUAACGCCGGACAGUCCCGCUGCAGCCUCUCGCACUCGUCUCACUCCUCUCACUCGUCCAAAAAGAGCUCCUCUGUUCACUCCAUCCCCACGGCCAACCGCAUCAACCGCAACAAGAGCCGAGACAAACAAAAUGCUUCUUGGAUGACUAGAGUGGGCACAGAAAAGACAUGGUUUACAGAUGAGCCUGAGACGCCCCACCUGAGGACCACCUCCACCAGAACGUCAAACACCAGUCUCAACCACAGCAGCCAAUCCAAAUCCAGCAGCGUCCUCAUCCCACCAAUCAGAGAGGUCGAGGAUGAAUGCUGACGGUCGGCAUUCAAAACGGUCCUCAAAAAGACCUCCAGAAACAGAUUUUUUUAAAAUUUAUUGUAAUAAUUUGGUGAAAGAAACGACAGCUAAUCAAAAUCCAGCCGCGUCCUCAACUGUCCAAUCAGAGGAGCUGAAGAUAAACGCUCAGCAAGAGGCUCUAUUCACACUUACGUCACAAACCAGGAAGACGUUUGGAAACAUGCGGUGACAACUUCCGCCGGCUCUGUUCACAAUAGUAAGUCGGACAAAAUCUUGGGAAAAUUAGAAAAUGUCCCAGUUUUCUUCAUUUCCAUGUCAUUGUAGCGUUCCGUUAUGUUCAGCUCAUCAACAAUUACAUCCACAUCUCAGUUUUGAUCAUUUCCCCACUGACACACAACUCCGAUUGCAACGAGUACAUGUGAUUAGAAGGAGACGAGGCGCCAAAUUCAAGAUGAUUCCAAACAGCACGUGUAUGCAGUCUUCAUUUGACCCCUGAUCACAUUUACUUCAGUGCAUUUUAUCCGUACAACUAUGAUAAAAUCUGGAAGAUGAAUCCAAGAUGUUUAGCCUGUGCUGAGUCGUCAGCCGUUUGACCUCGCAGCUUUAGGAUUCGUUCGCUCGAUGGUAGGCGGGUACUUUUUUUUAAUUUAACCAAUCGCUGCUAUUUGGUCGUGACAUAUGUAAUGCGCUUCCAGAGUUCUUGCAAACCGUCUAGAGCACAGGUGUCAAACAUACGGCCCGGGGGCCAGAUCCGGCCCUCCAAGACCUUUAAUGUGGCCUUUGGCUGAUUUUCUACUAAAAUAUUUUAAUUAUAUUUUCUAUUAAAAUAUUGGUAAUUUUCUGUGGUGUUUAUCACAGCAGCGUCUCCAGCGUCUCUGUACGUGGCCCCUCCCACCAGAGCAGCACAAAUGAAGACUUGUCUCUUUGUAAACUCUCUUAAAGGACGAUCGUUUUGACUGUUGAC
Boleophthalmus pectinirostris (great blue-spotted mudskipper) is the source of this 5325-nucleotide messenger RNA. RefSeq names its product calcium-activated potassium channel subunit alpha-1-like. Lineage: Eukaryota; Metazoa; Chordata; Actinopteri; Gobiiformes; Gobiidae. The record is from RefSeq and is a predicted model, not a curated record. The transcript is spliced from 32 exons. The coding region runs from base 624 to 4379 and encodes 1251 amino acids. Gene Ontology annotation, molecular function: large conductance calcium-activated potassium channel activity. Gene Ontology annotation, biological process: potassium ion transport; transmembrane transport. Gene Ontology annotation, cellular component: postsynaptic membrane.